GGGCGAAGCAGAUCUUUUUCUUGUUAGGUGAGGGUUGCGGUUGUUGUAGGUAGAAUGGACGGCCCGGUUGAAAAUGCUGAUGAAUCGGAAUGGAGAGGGAGGUCAACGGGAUGGGUGAGCUUCGAAGCUGGCCCGGGGCGUACCUACGUAGGUACCUAUGUAUCGAUGGCUUCAGGGGUACCUCUGCGCGAGGCUGCCCCAAGUACCGAACAGGGCUGGCGCUGCCGGUAGGUACCAGGAGAUGCGCUCACCCUUGCGUACCCUGCCUCGCUAUGGAAGAUUCACCUCGCCCAGGCAGGCGUUGUCGCGUAAUCCGCCUCGCCCCUUCUCAUUAUUACUUGCCAUUUCCUCGUUGUCAUUGCGAGCAUUUAGAAUACUCCCUUUAAUCCAUAUUGUCGCCCCACAGACUUCACCUAUGCCCAUAUCACGUUUAGCCGCAUACCAACAUUCGAGGCAGUCCGACCCGUCUAACGAUUCUAUUCUUUUACCGUCAUCUAUUCAGCUUCGUCCUCACUUUUUGGCCUUUUCUCUAAGCGCGAGUUCCCGACUCGGACCUCGACAUCCGCCUUCUGAUGUGUCGAAUGAGAGAGUUUACCUAGCAAUGACUCUCCGGCUCUACGAAUCUAGUCCCUAGACUACUGUAUAAUCUACAAGCGCGAACCCCGUCACGCUGGCUGGAUUUCUCUGGUCUCGAAGGCCGGCUGCUCCGACGGACGCCACCGAUGUGACGAGUCCCUCUCCGAGACGUGCCUCCAGCGUUACCAUGACCGAGCCCUCGGCUCACCCCCAUCUGGCGCCGCAGUUCUGCUUCUCAACUGUAGCCCUUAGAGGUGCGACCUUCCCGCUGGCAAUCGGCGUCUGAGCGCUCGCGCUUACGUUUGGCAAAGAU
Durotheca rogersii is the source of this 889-nucleotide messenger RNA. RefSeq lists its product as uncharacterized. The record is from RefSeq and is a predicted model, not a curated record. Bases 158 to 634 code for a protein of 158 amino acids. NCBI's taxonomy places the organism in Eukaryota, Fungi, Ascomycota, Sordariomycetes, Xylariales, Xylariaceae. The transcript has a single exon.